GCGCCCGUCGUAACUUUCUACCUUUCUACCUUUCAAGUUGUGGGCUUGUUACCACCAAUCGCGUCCUCUUUGUGAAUCGUUCUGAGCAGAAUAAUGGUCAUCAUCUUCAUCGCCUUUUCGUUCUGAUAGUAUACGCAGUCGAUCUCACAGAUUCCUCCGGCGCUAUCCAUUGACGCCGCAUAUACGUUAUCCAUGAACACGCAACCACCACAACACUCGCCUCCGCUCAAAUUCAUGUCACUCCCUACUCCACCAUAUAGCCCUUCGCCUAGGGCAACUCCCUCGUUUAAACGCCCACAAAACGUAGUUACCACCGUACCUCGUUUUCUACCAUCGAGAAAAUACACGCUCAACCAAAACGACGAUCCUCUUGAUCUAUUAUGUCGCCAUUUCAACGUUGCAAAGGCAGUCUUCGAACCAGGUUCUCCACUCCCAACAACCUUUGACAUGCAACCUAUCAUGGUUCCUAUUCACGCCGAGCUUUACGCCCAGUGUUUCCGAUCCAACAUACUACCUCAAAGCCCUCCUGGAACGGCGCUUCCAGUCCCAUACUGGGUCCCACCGCUCCGCGCUCAAGUAGUCUCCCUUCCAGUCGUACCAACUCUUGUUCCCCAUGCGCCUUCGAUACCCCUGCUCUUGCUUUAUGUGCUCGGAGUAGAAGUACGAGGCCGUAUACUCUCUUGCAGCCUCCUACCGUCCGAAGUUAUCGAGGAAUUUCCUUCCGUAGCUGCCAUGGCACAGGUCAUGGCGCGAAUAUGUGAUGACGACCAGUUUCACAAAUACCUCAGAUAUAAUCAGGGGCUCUGGAAAAAUAUUCUGGCCUUGGGACCACACGAUACCUCGCUCAUGGAAGUGGUCCAGACCGUGUGGAAUGUCACGGCUGAAGCGCGGCGCAUACGAAAGCACUAUCUAGGCAGAUGAACCGUUGCUGCGGUUGGAGUCAACGACUCGUGCUACAGUUAUCCGAUGUAAUGACCUCGUUUAGUGCAUUUUUUUCUGCUCAACGUUUUCCCCCAAUUGUUUCCUUUACUCACUCUUCUUAUAACUAGCAAAUACGACAUAUACCUUACGAAGAUAACGACCGCCUAAUGCACUAACGUACACAUUCCUUACUACUAUUUCCACAGUAAUUUCACUCCUCGCACAACACUUGACUAAUUGGCAUGCACAGUAUAUAUAAACCGUAUCGUAACAGUAUCGUGAUGACUUGCUGGUAUUUUGCUAUACUUACGCUGAUCAUUUCAAUAAGCAACGUGGUCAAUGGACACAGCAAUCAUUGUUCGGCACCGUUUACUUCAAGAACCGAAUUUCUGAAUAUUAUGGCUCCGAAUCGUUUU
Messenger RNA from Serpula lacrymans var. lacrymans S7.9, 1337 nucleotides. RefSeq lists its product as uncharacterized. The transcript has 4 exons. Lineage: Eukaryota; Fungi; Basidiomycota; Agaricomycetes; Boletales; Serpulaceae. The coding region runs from base 193 to 921 and encodes 242 amino acids. The record is from RefSeq and is a predicted model, not a curated record.